UACUACCACUUCAAGUCCCAGUCGCUCCUGGACUACUCAGCGGGCGGGGAGCCUGUGGUCCUCCUGCUAGGGGAAGCCGGAAGCGAGGGAGAUACACAAAGGGAUAGCGGAGGCGCCGGAGAGCGAGAGAAAGAGGAAGCGACGGACUGUCUCCCAAGCAUCCUAGCGAGUAAAGUCGUCCCAGUGCAGGCUGAAAAGGCCGGGGCCAAAUAUGGGAUGGUGCAGGGGGUUGGCUGGCUCCCUCUGCCCGGCCGAGUUUCUUUCACGCGCAAGCACUUGGAGGCCCUGCGAUUGGGGAGGGAGAUAUUGCGGACCACGCAAAGCCGCCCACCUUUCUUCUUUUGUCACGGCGCGCACGAGUGGGCGAUGCUUUAUCACCCUACCUCCUCAGCGCACCCACCUCCGCGCAAGUACCAGGACAGUCUGCCCCUGCGGAUUUCCCAAACGACCCUCAAUGGCUUUGUGGAAAGCCGGCCCAUCCGCUGCACCCACUACGACGCCUUCCGCUUCUUCGCACCCGAGGCCCGCCCUCUCAACGUCUGGGGCCAGGACUUGAGUGAGGCUCGCUCGCACGGACAGCUCGCGCACGAGCAACCCGGCUGCCUCCAUGCCAACAUGGAUUUGUUCAAAUGGGCCGUGAAGUUGGGGCCUUACGCGCCCAGCGACUUGCUGAGACAGACUUUGGAAUUGGCUGUGGCUUGCCGGGUGGUGGAUAUGCGUGCUUCGCCCUAUGACCUCAGCCCUCUAGUCUUGCCGGUGGGAAAAGGGCGCGGCUUGCCCAGUGGAUAUCGCUUUGAUGCGUCGCCGAUCAAGAUCGAAACAGAGGAGGGAAGAAAAGAAUAUCAGGCGGAGCAACAAGCUCUAUUCGAUAAAGCCCAGCCGCUGCGAACGCGGCUAUUGAAUGUAUAUGACUUAUUCUUCCGAAUGUGGGAAAGCGAAGAAGACCCCAAAGUACAAAGUGAAGAAGUCUGA
Nannochloropsis gaditana CCMP526 is the source of this 972-nucleotide messenger RNA. RefSeq lists its product as uncharacterized. The transcript has 2 exons. The annotation marks the transcript as partial. The record is from RefSeq and is a predicted model, not a curated record.